This is a messenger RNA of Bipolaris zeicola 26-R-13, 351 nucleotides long. RefSeq lists its product as uncharacterized. NCBI's taxonomy places the organism in Eukaryota, Fungi, Ascomycota, Dothideomycetes, Pleosporales, Pleosporaceae. The transcript has 2 exons. Bases 1 to 351 code for a protein of 116 amino acids. The record is from RefSeq and is a predicted model, not a curated record.
AUGUUCUUCUUCUUCACCUGCGGAACACACACAUUCACCUCUCCACUCAAAGGCGCAGAGGGUAUCCAAGUGCAAUGCCAAAACUGCGGCAACGGCAGGACGGCCGUCAUGAAGCGCUGGGAGUGGUUUACAUUCUGCUUCAUACCCGUCAUUCCGUUUUCGCUCAAACCGUACAAGGAAGUUGGAUGCUCUACUUGUAACUUUUGGCAGGACAUCAAGUAUCGGCCGGAUGUGCUGCAGGAGAUGGACCGACGGCAGCACCAGGGGCAGGGGGGACCGCCGAUUAUGAUGGGUGGGCAGGGACCGCCUCCACCGCAUGGUGUACCUCAGGGCGUGCCGCAGUAUAAGUAA